Molecule: messenger RNA, 1704 nt
Organism: Patiria miniata (bat star)
Lineage: Eukaryota; Metazoa; Echinodermata; Asteroidea; Valvatida; Asterinidae
Exons: 2
Coding region: 513-1619 (368 amino acids)
Source: RefSeq, a predicted model, not a curated record
CUAGAGUUAAACUUCUCUGACCCUAGUCACACUAGAGGCGGAAUGAGCCGGAAUGCCGUCGGAAUGAAAAUUCUUUGUAUAUUCCUGAAUGUUCGAAGUGCAUUCUUAAACUUCUGACUGCAUUCUGAGUGCAUUCCAAAUAUUCGGGCCCAUUUUUGUGGCCAGCCCGAAUGUUUUGCUCAUGCUCAAAACUUUCGAGGUGCAUUCGAAGUGGAGAAAUAUCGAACGGCAUUCGAAGUGUAUUCUAACUGCACUCUGACUGCAUUCUAAAUAUUCUUACGGCAUUCCAACAGCAUUCGAAACAUUCUGAUCGCAUUCGAGGGAGAAUCGAAAGGCCAAGCCACUUCAAAUCCUGCCAGAAUGUCCCGAAUGCGCCUCGAAUGAGCCGGAAUGCACCUCGAAUGCAUCUCGAUUGCUGCCGGAAUCUAUUUCGAUAUUAAAAGAAUUCAGCUGGAAUGCACUUCGAAUGCCGUCAGAAUUAAUCUCUCGAUUGCCGCUCGAAUGCGGCUCGAAUGCAGUCGGAACGUCCCGAUUGGCCCUCGAAUGAGUCCGGACGUAAUUCAACGCCGAAUCGCAUAAAAACGCGGCCAGCUGCCGCUGGAACGUCAGUCUGCAUUGAGAAGUCGCCUGGUCAACAUCACGUCAUGCCACCAAGGAAGAAGGGAGCCAAGGUCAAGAAAUCCACCACUGGCCGCGGCCAUGGACGGGGCAGGGGUGCUGCAGCCCAAGAAGCACAUGAAGAGCCAGCUCCUGUUGUUGAAGAUGCUCCAGCACCUUCAGAGUCUGAAGCUGAGUACACAGCCCCUGCCCUAGCUGCUUCCCAGAUGGACAUAGUGGCCGAGGUCCAUCAGCCAGCAGCACAGUCCUCCUCUGACAGUGAUGAUGAGCUUCCUCCCAGUGAGGCUGCCAAGUCCCAGAAGAAGCUCAAGAGGGAGAUGGUGACGGCUGACUUCACCGAGGAGCAGGAGCAGGAGAUGGUUGACUGGCUCCAGGCCCCCGAGCAAGAUUGCCUCCUCAACAAGAAGCACUCCAACUACAUCAAGAAGGGCCUGAAGGACGCACUGUGGGAGCAGAAGGCCAGGGAGAUGGGCAAGACCAGUGACCAGCUGAAGAAGUGGUACGCCAACAUGAGAUCAAGGUUUGGCAAGCUGAAGCAGACUCCCUCAGGUUCUGGCAACACUGAACUGACUGCAAGGGACCGCUGGAUCCUGCGCCACUUCGAAUUUCUCAGGCCCCACCUCAUCGUCCAGGGCAAAAAGAGGGUCACUGUCAGUAUGAAGGUCAAGGUCCAAGCCAGGGCAGCUCCGGCUGCAGCAGCAGGAGCUCCCCAGUCUGAGUCUGAGUCUGAUGCCGCUGAUCAUCACCCCCCUGCAGCCGUUCAGUCUGAUGCAGACACUUCCUUGGGGUCCAGGUCCAGGGCUACUGAUAACAAGCUCUCCAAGGCUGAGAAGUCACCCCUGCAACGCCAGAAGGACACCUUUGCUGACUUCAUGAAGGAGGUCACCUACACAUUCCCUCCCCCCAUGUGGCUGAGGUUCCAGAGUGAAGUCAACAGCCUGUUGCAGAAGUACCAGUUUGAGCUUCACCAGCAGCCUCCCAUGCAUACUCAGGGACACUAAAGGUGCAUACAUUUUUCAAGGGGGAACUGGAGGAAAAUGAUAUACCUUUUUGUUCAAUUCAAUAUUUAAAAUGGGGUGAGGUGGG